Molecule: messenger RNA, 2321 nt
Organism: Amyelois transitella
Lineage: Eukaryota; Metazoa; Arthropoda; Insecta; Lepidoptera; Pyralidae
Product: transmembrane protein 80
Exons: 2
Coding region: 117-548 (143 amino acids)
Biological process (GO): non-motile cilium assembly
Cellular component (GO): ciliary transition zone
Source: RefSeq, a predicted model, not a curated record
GUUGCUUUAUUUAUUCUAUUUUUAAAACUUAAUUUUUCUGUAGUAUUUUUUUUUGUAACUAUUUUCAUAAUUUCAAUUUCUUUCUCAAUCAAUAAUAACCAUUAUUAACUGGUAUCAUGGUUAACGCGAGCUUAGCAUAUGAAAUACUGAUGUAUAUAAAUUCAUUUUAUUUCGGUCUCUUUGCCACUUGUGAACUUGGCACAUUAGUUCUGAAAUCAGCUAUCAUAACAAGUGUUUACGAAGUACAAAAGGAUCCUACGAAAAUCGGGCAAGACUAUGGUGUUUUGUUAGGGCUCUUCGUCGUUGAAGCGGCUCGACUUAUACUGGGUCGCAGGGGCAGUUUAAGUGAGAAAGAUGCACCAGUGUUAAUAUCUGUGGUGCUGACAAUUCCUUCAAUACUCGGCGUUCUGUACCUCCUGAUCUGGCAGGUGGUGGUUCUUCGUAUUGAGUACAUUUGGUGCACUCUCAUGCUUGCCAUACAGUCGUUGGAGUUGGUAUUUGCAUCCAUGUUUGUAGUCACAAUGUGCAAGGGACCAUCAUAUGCUUGAAAUGAAAAAAAAAAUGUGGCGUCAAGUGGUAUGCUUUUUAAAAUUGUUCCUAUUUCAAAAGUAUUUGAAGAUUGCCAUAAUUAUUUAUACAACUCUAUGUUUUCUAUGUCUCAAAGAAAUCAGAAUUUUUAGUUACCUUUUUAAACUUUGUACUCUUAGAACUCUUAUUUGCAAAGCUUUCAUUAUUUGAAAGCUAAACUAAGAUUCAGAUGAUAUUUAAUCAUUUUAAUGAAUAAUAGUGGUAAUUAUUAGUCAUCAAAAUGAAUUAAACUCAAAAUUUAAUAUCAGUAGCAACAAUACAUUUACCAGUACUAUGGAUUUUUUAUCUUAGUUUUCAAACAACAAAAUUAAAAUAACAUUCACAUUUUUGCCAUUUUAACUUUUUAUUAAAAUGGCACUAUUUAUUAAAGUUUUUAUUCACAUGUAUGUUACAUUUUACUAUUAUAUGUAAGCAUAUUAAAAUAUUUAAAUAAGCAAUUAUACAAAUAUGUGUGUUAUCACUGAAAUAUGUGAAACUUAUACAUAAUUGGCACAAAUGAAUUUUAUUAUGAACAUAUUUUCAUAGUGCAGUUUUUCUGCAUAUUUGACAUAAAGAAUUUAGGGGAGUAAAUGUACAACCAAGUCACAACAAAGUAUUAUAACUAUAAAAAUCUAUUUUAUACUUUUGAACAGUCUCCAAAAGUGGUAUUUACCUAGUAUUUAUUAUAAUCAUUAUAAAUAUUUUCAUAAAUUUAAUUCUUUCACCUUGUUGUAUACUGAUGUGCGUAACAAUGCUGAGAAUUCAUUUUACCAAGUUUUAAUUAAAAAACAUUAAGAUAUCAUACAUUUGUAAAUUAUAUAUUUAUAUAUAAUAUAUAUAAUCGGCGAUAUUAGAAGUCCAAUAUAGUAAAAUCCAGCCCAUGUGUAACACAAGUGAUAAUGUGGCCUUUAUUUAUAUGUAUUUAUACAAAAAUAAUCAAUCUAUAUCUUCCAUUGUAUGUACUGUAGAAGCUUUUAUCGUAAACAUUAUUUUAUCAGAACCUUUUAAAUAAUAUUUUUAGACCUCAUCUUUUCUUCGCCGUAUGGCAAACAUGUCGUACGGCGGAAAAAAUGUGUGCUAAUUUAUACAUUGUCAAAAGGUCCAAGCCUAUGGUGCAAGCAUUUCGGAAUAUAUUCAUUUAUUUAUUAUUCCGAUAUGUAAAAAUGAAAGCAUGCAGUCGGCGAUAGAUUGUUUUUGGUCAGGUACUGCGGAGACGACGGCGUGGAUGAGUAAUUAAUCUCAAGACAAUUAAGAGGUUCUGAUAUAAUUUUUAUCUAAGUAAGUUUAUUUUAAUAUUUGGAGGGUAGCUAUUCGAAAGAAAGGCCAAGCUCAUGUUGAAGAUAUUGCCUAGAUCAGAACUGAUGGUUCCUGUCGUAGUAAAAUCACUUACAAAAUGUUUGCUAAGAUAGGAUAAGAUUGUUUUAUGUUUCGAAUAUUGCAGGAAGAUUCCUUUUUUAUUGAUUCUUAUUCUUUAACAUAUUCAGAAAAGUAACAAAACUAGUCAUUUUAAAGGAUCUUAAUAUAUUUGUAUUUUACAACAACUUUCUAGUCAAAUUAUAAUCAUUUUAAUAUCAAAUUCGCACUUCAUAAUCAAACAAUAUACUUACUCGAAGUAUUCCUCGCCAUUAUUGUGUCUUCAAUUUAGUUAUAAGUAACUUCUUUACUAUUAAAAUGUACGUAUGUUGUAAUUUGUGCAUCAAUAUAAAUAUUUACAGUUGAAACUAAGUAUUUGAUUUAUCUCGUUAGCGUUAUUA